This is a messenger RNA of Heteronotia binoei (common prickly gecko), 3095 nucleotides long. RefSeq names its product ssemaphorin 4F (gene SEMA4F). The record is from RefSeq and is a predicted model, not a curated record. Gene Ontology annotation, biological process: semaphorin-plexin signaling pathway; positive regulation of cell migration; negative chemotaxis. NCBI's taxonomy places the organism in Eukaryota, Metazoa, Chordata, Lepidosauria, Squamata, Gekkonidae. The transcript has 14 exons. The coding region runs from base 9 to 2273 and encodes 754 amino acids. Gene Ontology annotation, molecular function: semaphorin receptor binding; chemorepellent activity.
CGGCUGGGAUGGCGAGGGCGCCGGCGCUGCUGCUGCUGCUGCUGGUGGCGGCGGCGAUGAUCUCGGCCUCGGCGGCGCCCCCCCAGGUGGCCCGCCUCUCGCGCCCCUUCGCCGAGGUGGAUCAGAUGGUGCAACGCUUUUCCCACAAGACGACUUCCAACUACAGCGUGUUCCUGGUUGAUGCUGCCUCCCGUACGCUCUACGUGGGAGCCAAGGAUGCCGUCUUUGCCCUGCCUUUGGGCAGCAUCAGCCACGGAAGCAGGAUGGUCCCUUGGGAUGUUCUGCAGAGCUCUCGCAGUUCCUGCAAGAUGAAAGGCAAGAAGGAGGCAAGUUGCCACAACUUUGUCCGGAUCCUGGAGUUUGCCAACAGAACCCACCUCUUUGCCUGCGGGACUUUUGCCUUCGACCCGCAGUGUGGCUUCAUUAAAGUGAGCGAUUUCCACAGCGUGGAGGGCCUGGAGAGCGGGCGAGGGAAAUGCCCCUUUGAGCCUCUGCAGCCAUCUGCAGCCGUCAUGGCAGAUGGGGCCCUGUAUGCGGCCACAGUCAACAACUUCCUGGGGACAGACCCGAUCAUCUCCAGAGCCACGGGAAGCCCCUCAGAGCUCAUCCGGACAGACACUUCGGUGGCGUGGCUGAAUGAUCCGGAAUUCGUGGCCUCGGCCUUCGUCCGGGAGAGCAGGAUUGGGGAUGACGACAAGAUCUACUUCUUCUUCACGGAGACGGCUCGGGAGUAUGACUUCUAUGAGAAAGUCAAGGUGGCUCGCGUUGCCAGAGUCUGCAAGGGGGACUUGGGAGGCCAGAAGACCCUGCAGAAGAGGUGGACCACCUUCUUGAAGACUCGGCUGGUCUGCUCGGAUCCAGAGACCGGAACAGUCUUCAACGUCCUUAAAGACGUGGUCACUCUGCCCUCCGCCAACUGGACAGACACCAUCUUCUAUGGAGUCUUUGUCGCUCAAAGGAACGAGGGAGCGGGCUCUGCCGUGUGCGCCUAUAGCCUGGAGGGUGUCCAGAGAGCCAUGGACGGCCACUUCAAGGAGGUGAAGAGGGACUGUGACAAGAGGGGUCAGGAGGAAGUUCCUUACCCACGGCCGGGGGCAUGCAUCACCCACAGCCUGAAGCAGGCCGGCUUUGGGUCCUCGCUGGCCCUCCCAGACCGAGUUCUGACGUUCGUCCGUGACCACCCGCUCAUGGACCAGCCGGCCUCCCCGCUGGAGAACAGGCCUGUGCUCGUGAAGGCAGGGGCGCAGUACCGCCGGCUGGCAGUGCACCGGGUGCGAGCACUCUCUGGGCAGGAGCACGAUGUCCUGUACCUGGGGACAGAGGAUGGCCACGUGCACAAGGCUGUGAAGACGGGCCCUGUUGCUGCCCUCACGGAGGACUUGACACUGUUCCCAGAGCGCCAGCCAGUCCGGAACCUGCUCAUCCACCAGAACUGGCUGUACGUGGCUUCAGACCGCGAAGUGACCCAGAUCAGCACCUCUGCCUGUGCCAAGUAUGGGACCUGCUCGGACUGCCUCAUGGCCCAAGACCCGGCCUGUGCCUGGAGCAAGGAGCUGGGGGCCUGCAGGAACCACCAGGGACACCCCGGGCUGCUCCAGGAUCUCCAGGCAGCAACGGUGCUGCGCCUCUGCUCUCCGGAGAAGGAAGAGGCGCCCCCCAUGGUUGAAGUGCCAGCCCCCAUGGCUGCCCGCGUGGUCUUGCCCUGCCCCCCUCCCUCCGCAUGGGCCACCUGUGAGUGGCAGAGGCCCUUCCGGGAGGCCGCCCUCUUUGUCCUGCGGGACGAUGGACUGGAGGUGACCGUGACGGAGGCCACGCUGGGCGAAUACACCUGCCGCUGCGCAGAGGCCGGCGUGAACAGCACGGUGGCUUCCUACAGUCUGGUGAACGCGGCCCGGAGCGGCCCCAGCGCCUCCCGGUCGGCUGAGCGCAGCUACAGUGUCCUGGUGGGGGUUUUCUGUUUCGUCUUGGGCGUCGUCGUCAGCAGCGGCUGCCUCCUCCUGCACGAGCGGAGGAGGCGGGAGCACCUGCAGCGAGAGCUGCUCUGUCGGGAGCGCAACGGGCUGGACCUGCUGCAGUCCACCACCACCAGCUGCAGCCACGAGCCCCAGACUCCCAGCUCCCCGGAGGACGAGCGCCACCCGCUGGCCACGGCCAAGAAGAACGGCGGCCUCAACGGCUACCCCCACCUCUACAUCAACGAGCUGGAGACGGAUCAGGCCCGCAUCUACCUGACUGGGGUCCCCCUGGCCAAGUGUGACGAGACCUCCAUCUAGCCGCGGAGGCCCUGUGCUUGUGCGAGUGCCGGGGCCUGCCCCUGGAGGCGGCUGCUGUUGCUGCUGCCAGGCCCUCGGCUGGAGCAUGGGGGCGCUGUGGGGCUCCAGUGGCAGUAGGUAGCCCCAGCCAAAGAUGAUGACGACGGGCCUUGCGGAGUGGGCCGGAGGGAGGACUUCCAGCGCUGGCCCUGCUAGGUGCUUCCGGGCUCCACAGAGAACCGAGGGGCUUUGGGGCAGGCGCCGGAGCCGCUCUGGGAGAGUGACAGUGGACCGUGUUGUGUGUUUGGGCUGCCUCUCGCCCUCCCCUCAUGGCACUCUUUGGGCAUGUUGUGCUGCCCUUCCAAAGAGCAGGCAGCUGAGACCUCCAUGAGACCCCUCUGCCCCUGGACCCCCACUUGGCUGCUAAGGGCACCGGAGCCACAGAGCUGCCCACCCACCUCGGCCCCCUCCCCGUGGCCAUUCUGCUGCCUCUUGCCUGGCUUGUUCAGAAGACUUGUAAAUGUGAAGGAGCGUGUGCAGAUGGGAGUCUCCCAUCCCCAGCAGGUGGAGAUCUCUUGGAAAGCUCCCCCCCCCCAGUGUUACCUCCUGCUUUGGACAGAGGCCGUGUCUGCGGUCUGCCGCCCCCCCCCCACCGCCUGCCCUCUAGUGCACUGGCUGUUCCCCCCUCCCCCCCUCGUGCUGGCAGCCCCCAGAAUGAGAUGCAGGGUUGGGGCGGGGGGGAGACUUUUCUGUGAAACGGGUCUUGUGUCCUCUUCGUGUGGAAUUUUUGUUGUUGUACUACUACAUUUUGCGACUUAUUAAAAAAAAAUAAAGCUGAGGAGC